CGCCCUCUGCCUCUGCCCCACCACCACCUCCUCCUCCUCCUCCUCCUCCCAUGGUGGUGGCAUUGUGACCACGCCAGGUCCCCCGCUGCGUCCUUGACGCCUCGUGUAAGCCUGUCGCCGCUCCCGCACGCAGCAGCAGCAGCAGCUCGCGCCACGCCGUGCCGUGCCGUGCCGUGCGGGCUUGCCGACCCCUCCUCUCAGGCUUUGCGGGUGGGUGGAAAAGCAGAGGAGGAGGAGGAGGAGGAAGGCUGCCGCUGCCGCUAGCGCCGUAGCGCGAGCGCGCUAGCCGCUAGGUGGCUUUGGCUCACGGGUUCCAGGCCGCCCGCGGCGCCUUUUUCGCUCACACGGAAAGUGCCCGUGCCUGUGCCUGUGCCCUGCCGCCUGCCCGCCGCCCCGCGCGGCCUGGCCGUAACAUCCGAACCGCCCCCAAUGGCGACACCACGGGCUCCUCACCUUCCUCCGCAUUAGUACCAGCGUGCCAACGGCCGCAGCGCAGCGCUCCUCCGCACACCCCCGCUCCUUCGUGCGCGCUCUGCUUCCCUUGCCGCCGUGGGCUGCGCGGGCCGCGCGCUGCUUGCUGCUUGGCUGGCCGUCGAUGAGCAUGGGACGCUUCGUCAACUCCAUGGAUCCGAGGUCGGGGCUGGAGGUGAUCAGGGACUGGAACGGCGUCGCCCAGGUCGUGCUCCGCUCGCCCAAGGGAGCCUCCGCGCGGGUGAGCCUGCACGGCGGCCAGGUCGUCUCCUGGAGGAACGACCGCGGCGAGGAGCUCCUCUUCACCAGCAGCAAGGCAAUCUUCAAGCCGCCAAAUGCAAUGCGAGGUGGAAUUCAGAUGUGUUUCCCACAGUUUGGAUACUCGGGGACAUUGGAGCGACAUGGAUUUGCAAGAAACAGGAUAUGGGCCCUGGAUGAUGAGCAUCCACCACUGACUCAUAAUGAUAACGGCAGCAAAGUUUCUGUUGACCUUAUACUAAAGCCAUCUGAAGAUGACCUCAAGUGCUGGCCACAUUGUUUUGAGUUCCGUCUGAGGGUCUCUCUUUCAAAGGAUGGGGACUUGUCAUUAAUAUCACGCAUCAGGAAUGUCAAUGGCAAGCCAUUCAGUUUCUCAUUUGCUUAUCACACAUAUCUUUCUGUUUCUGACAUCAGUGAGGUUAGGAUUGAAGGUCUGGAGACACUUGAUUAUCUUGACAACCUUAGCCACAAAGAACGGUUUACGGAACAAGGAGAUGCCAUAACAUUUGAGUCAGAGGUCGACCGAGUCUACGUUAGCUCCCCAAAUGUAGUAGCGGUUCUUGACCAUGAGAAGAAACACUCAUUUGUCAUAAGAAAGGAAGGACUUCCUGACGUUGUUGUGUGGAAUCCAUGGGAAAAGAAAUCGAAGACCAUGAUAGACUUGGGUGAUGAGGAGUACAAGCAGAUGCUUUGCGUUGAUGCGGCCGCUGUGGAGAGAGCAAUCACGCUGAAACCAGGGGAGGAGUGGACUGGGAAGCUGGAGCUUUCUGCAGUUUUAUCCACCAACUGCAGCGAUCAUCUUGAUCACCCUGUCAGCAUCUAGUGUUUAAUCACAUUUUAGUGCUAUAUAUUUGCCUCACAAGAGAAGUAUGGGCCCCUUUUGUAAAUGAGAUCAAUAGGUAGGUCUAUUAUUAGUUAACAGCUCGACUUGAUUCUGGAAUCGGCACAAUUCUGUGACCUGGUUUUUGGAAUCUCAAUAAUGAAUGAUAAUAGCGCCUUGUUUCAUGCAUAAUGGACGUAAAAUGGCAAGAUUUAUCAGGUCUU
This is a messenger RNA of Sorghum bicolor (sorghum), 1773 nucleotides long. RefSeq names its product putative glucose-6-phosphate 1-epimerase. The coding region runs from base 596 to 1552 and encodes 318 amino acids. Gene Ontology annotation, molecular function: isomerase activity; carbohydrate binding. The record is from RefSeq and is a predicted model, not a curated record. Gene Ontology annotation, biological process: carbohydrate metabolic process. Lineage: Eukaryota; Viridiplantae; Streptophyta; Magnoliopsida; Poales; Poaceae. The transcript has 8 exons.